Messenger RNA from Camellia sinensis, 835 nucleotides. RefSeq names its product plant/protein. The record is from RefSeq and is a predicted model, not a curated record. NCBI's taxonomy places the organism in Eukaryota, Viridiplantae, Streptophyta, Magnoliopsida, Ericales, Theaceae.
CUCUCCCUCUCCCUCUCUAUCACUAUCACCAAGAAACUGAAAUCCAUCUACAAUCCACAACACGCAUCAAGAGACACAUCAGUUAAAGGAGAUCAAACAACAACAGUCUCACCAAAUGAAGGCCAUGGAUGAGAAGAAGGAGACCGAGAAGGGCAAACCGGUGACGAUAAAGGCGCCGAUUCGAGACGAAGAGGGACACAAAAAGGUGGAGAAAGUGGAGCUGGAAGCCCACAAAGUCGACACCCUCAAGUACAUUGAGAAAAAACUUGUCGACAAAGGCGUGCAGAGGAUGGAGCGCCACCCGGCCGACGGUUUGCCUUUUGCUCGGCCUCCGCCGAAGUCGGGACACGGCGGGAAGUACACGUGGGAGGGCCCGGCGGACGAGGCGGAGAACGAGUUGGACCCGGCGCCACCGGCGAUUGAUGAGAAGGAUCCUAACUAUGUCGACGAGGAGGUGGUGAAGGAGGUGGAUGGAGUGGUGGUUGGGGUGGUUGAGGUGCCUAAGGCAGCCAAGGAAGGGGUGUCAAGGAUUGAGAUUGACCCCCACUUAAAGGUGGUUUAAAUUUGACUUGAGACAAAAAAAGAGAAACUAUUUGCACAGAAUUCCGUUCACAAAAUGGAUCAUGAAUUGUGUUUUGUUUGUGAAUCAUUCUGUGAUGGUUUUUGUGCAUGUAGCACAAUUAGAUUGGUUGUUUUUGCUUUUUAUGUAAAAUAAAUUGCGUUUAUAUGAAAGUGUUUUAUAUGUUUUGAUUUUGGAUUUUACAUGAUAGUGUCCAUCAUAUUAAGGAAAUGACACAAAACUAUUAGUUUAUUGGGAAAUUAUCGGAUGUUUCUA